AUGCCAUUUUUCUGUAGCAUUGCUGUUUACAAGGCAUUGUAUAAGAGCUUUGGGGGCUUUGCUGCGGAUGUUGUAGCUGCCAUUGAUCAGGCAGCUCAGGACAGAGUGGACAUAAUAAGCUUGUCAAUCACUCCAAACAGGCGCCCUCCCGGCAUUGCAACCUUCUUUAAUCCCAUAGAUAUGGCCUUGCUGUCAGCUAUAAAGCUUGGUAUUUUUGUAGUGCAAGCCGCAGGCAAUACUGGACCAUCCCCUAAGAGCAUUUCGUCCUUCAGUCCAUGGAUCUUCACUGUUGGGGCUGCUGCUGAUGAUAGGGUCUAUAGCAACUCUAUAGUCCUUGGAAACAAUGUCACCAUUCCUGGAGUUGGACUUGCACCUGGAACAGAUAAUACUAUGUACACACUGGUUUCUGCCCUCCAUGCUUUGAAUGACACUACAUCUGUGAAGGACAUGUACGUGGGUGAAUGCCAGGACUCUAAUUAUUUUAGUCAGGACAUUGUCCAAGGGAAUCUUUUAAUCUGUAGCUACUCAAUCCGGUUCGUUCUUGGACUCUCCACCAUCAAACAGGCCUUAGAAACAGCCAAAAACCUAAGUGCAGCUGGUGUUGUGUUCUACAUGGAUCCUUUUGUCAUCGGCUUUCAGAUUAAUCCAGUUCCAAUGAGAUUGCCUGGCAUUAUAAUUCCAUCCCCUGAUGAUUCCAAGAUCUUACUUCAAUACUACAAUUCUUCCUUGGUGAGAGAUGAACUUGCAAAGAAAAUUGUUAAGUUUGGGGCAGUUGCAUGCAUUUCAGGUGGAAUAAAAGCUAACUUCAGCCAUUCUGCUCCAAAGAUAAUGUAUUACUCUGCCAGAGGACCAGAUCCAGAAGACAGUUUUCUUGACGAUGCUGAGAUAUUGAAACCAAAUAUAGUUGCUCCGGGGAAUUUUAUUUGGGCUGCUUGGAGUUCCCGUGGCACUGACUCUGUUGAAUUCCAAGAUGAGGCCUUUGCAAUGAUGUCUGGGACAAGCAUGGCUGCUCCUCAUGUUGCUGGGCUCGCAGCCUUGAUUAAGCAGAAGUUUCCCACAUUCAGUCCUUCAGCCGUUGGAUCUGCGCUUUCCACAACAGCUUCUCUAUAUGAAAGGAAUGGGGGACCUAUAAUGGCCCAGCGGGCUUACACCAACCCAGAUUUAAACCAAUCUCCUGCAACAGCCUUUGACAUGGGAAGUGGUUUUGUGAAUGCAACUGCAGCAUUAGAUCCUGGUCUUAUUUUUGAUAUGAGCUAUGUUGACUACAUGUCUUUCCUCUGUGGCAUAAAUGGUUCGGCCCCCAUUGUUCUAAAUUACACUGGUCAGAGCUGUGGAGUUUCUACCAUGAACGGUACAGAUCUGAACUUGCCUUCAAUCACAAUAGCAAAACUGAACCAGUCUAGGAUGGUCCAAAGAACAGUGACCAACAUUGCCUGCAAUGAGACAUACAGUGUUGGCUGGAGUGCUCCUUAUGGAGCUUCUAUAAAGGUGACACCAACUCACUUUUUUGUAGCUAGUGGGGAGAAACAGGUAUUGAGUGCAUUCUUUAACGCAACAAUGAACAGCUCUGUUGCAAGCUUUGGAAGAAUAGGACUCUUUGGAAAUCAAGGUCACAUUCUCAGCAUUCCUUUGUCAGUCAUUACUAAAAUCUCGUAUAACAUGACUAAUAACUGAUGUCUCGGUGCUGAUAAUUUCUUUCUUCCUUUUUGGUUUUUUGUUUUACAUUUUAUUUUUUUAUUUUAUUUUUUUUUUGAUU
Ilex paraguariensis (yerba mate) is the source of this 1756-nucleotide messenger RNA. NCBI's taxonomy places the organism in Eukaryota, Viridiplantae, Streptophyta, Magnoliopsida, Aquifoliales, Aquifoliaceae. The record is from the annotation of a GenBank genome assembly.